Neodiprion fabricii is the source of this 2204-nucleotide messenger RNA. RefSeq names its product uridine phosphorylase 1. Gene Ontology annotation, cellular component: cytosol; cytoplasm. Gene Ontology annotation, molecular function: uridine phosphorylase activity. The record is from RefSeq and is a predicted model, not a curated record. The transcript is spliced from 6 exons. Lineage: Eukaryota; Metazoa; Arthropoda; Insecta; Hymenoptera; Diprionidae. Gene Ontology annotation, biological process: nucleotide catabolic process; uridine catabolic process. Bases 311 to 1465 code for a protein of 384 amino acids.
GAUCGCGUAACGCUGAACGUUACACGAAACUUUGACCGAUCGACCGGCUGGUCUUUGAAUUUCGCAGCGUGCAGAAAGCGUGCAAUAAAAAUUUUUCAGCUGAAAUUCCCUCCUUCGUGGAAGAAUUUAAUGGUGAAAAUUGGCGUUUGAAAUUGCGGUAAAAGAAAUUAAACACAGUGACAUUUUGUCGAGGAAGAUUAAAAGUAAAUAGGUAAAGGGAAAACAAGUAUUCGCUCGUAUCGGGAACUUUAUAGCGCUUUGCCUGCAGCUUCGAACCGGUUUUGAGGGCACGAAUAUUUUCACUCUCAAUAUGCCGACUUGCACCUGCAUACACAACGCUCCGUUAGAAGCGGAAAGUGAAGGUGACCGUGUGAUUCAUUAUCAAAACUGUGAAUUAAAACUACCAAAUGAAUCGUGCGAGAACGGAUCGAGCAAUGGAUUUCACGCAGACGGUGAAAUGUUGGAGAAAAUCAGGUAUCCAGAUGGUUCGGUCAGGCUUAGGAAUCCGAACAUCGAGCUUAUGGACCAAGACAUUUUGUACCAUCUCGCUCUCGGGAGUGGUUCCCACGACCUAGUCGAAAUGUUCGGCGACGUCAAGUUCGUCUGCAUGGGUGGAACGCCGAAGCGAGUGGAACAGUUCGCAAACUACAUAAUGCAAGAAAUUGGUCACAAACUACCGUGCGGCACAACGCUCUUUGACAUCAGUCAAUUUUCCUAUCGUUAUUCAAUGUACAAAGUUGGCCCUGUUCUGUCAGUAAGCCACGGCAUGGGCAUUCCUUCGGUCGGGAUACUGCUCCACGAAAUUAUAAAGCUCAUGUAUCACGCCAAAGUCAAGGACCCGAUCUUCUUCAGGAUUGGAACCUGCGGAGGAAUCGGCCUCGAAGGUGGUACCGUCGUCAUAUCCGAAGAGGCUGUCGACGGUCUUCUCAGGCCGUUUUUAGAACUCCCAGUGCUGGGUAAAAUGGUUCACAGACCGUCAAAACUAGACAAGCAUUUAGCGCGUGAAUUAAAGGCGAUGUCACGACCCGAUCAAGAGCCGUACGACACGGUGAUCGGCAAGACGAUGUGUACCUACGAUUUUUACGAAGGUCAGGGACGUCUUGACGGCGCGUUCUGUGAUUUUUCGGAAAACGAGAAGAUGGAGUAUCUGAACAAAGUCCACAAGGCUGGUGUUGUCAAUAUCGAAAUGGAGAGUCUGUCUUUCGCAUCUCUUACCCACCACGCCGGCAUUAAAUCAGCCGUCGUCUGCGUGACUCUGCUCGAUCGGCUCAAAGGCGAUCAGGUAAUGGCGCCGAAGGAGGUGUUAGAGGAAUGGCAAAUACGUCCGCAGAAAUUGGUAUCAAGAUACAUAAAGCGAUAUCUGCAGCGCAAUGGUCGUCUGUCGGUCGAAGGGCAUGGAUCGAUGUGCGUAAAGAGCCCCCGUCGUUUUAAACUAGUACAACAAGAGUCCGAGACCUACGAUUAAGCAACAAUCGGUGCUUCCCUUCAGCUAAAUUAAUUAUCAUUUGUAAUCACCGACAGUUCACUGUUUCGUAAAACAAUCACCGAACACCGAAGACGCGUGUCUAAUAGCGCAACCCAACGAGGAUCUUGAUGUCACUGAUACGAAGCAAUAAUUCAAUUGGAGAACGUCUUUACCCUCGUCGUAUUUAACACUUCGAUUAUUUCUUGCGCCAUAAUCAGCGACGAAAAAACAUCCCCGUUAUUAUUUAUUUCAAGCUCUACAACAGCUUCUUAAUUCUUUUCAACGAUCCAAUUUUUAUUUAUUUAUAUUUUAUUGCUAAAUAUUAAUAUCCAUAAGUUUUAUAUUAUUCAUUGACGCCACUAAUUUUUACAAUGAUAUAACAAAGGACUGUAAAAUUUACGAUCUCUUGUGUUUCUAUAGGCAUAUUAUUAUUAUUGCGCAUAGUCGCACAGUUUUUCCGUCGAAGUGACGAACGAAGAGUAGUAUUUUAGUUGGUAAGAUAGAAAAAAAAUUCCAUCUCUAUUUAUUUAUAAAAUAACCUAAUAUCGUAAGCGAAAGUUCAAGUGAUGAUAUAUUAUUUUCGAUCUUCGACCAGGUUGAAAGAAAACCUUGACUGUUACUAUUAUUAUUGUUGUUGUUGUUAUUAUUAUUAUUAUUAUUAUUAUUAUUAUUAUUACUAUUCGUAUUUGGGAAAUUAAAUAAAGUAUAUUGUUUCGCAAAAAAGUGAAACGGAAAUAAU